ACACUGUGUUCCGGUGUCCUAACUAGCUUGCAGCAUUAAUGAGAGUGGGCGCGGCAGGUAGUAAGUGACGCGGUCAUGUAGCAAACGUGGUUGGCAGAUAGACCCUGUUUUAAUGAUUUCACGUUGAAUCCGUGUUAGUUGACAACUCAACCAACAUGUAAUCUUAACUAGACUUUGAACUGUCCAAUAAUAAGUAGAUCACAUGUACCAUAUCUCUUACAUAAAGAAAGCAGAAAAUGUGUGCACCUCGCUCCUCUCCUACAAGGAUGACGUAACCGUGUGACGCAUAUCAGCACUUCAGUCGGACAGUGCGAUCAGAAAGCCAGCCGGUUUACAGAAGAGACAUACGGUGAGAACAGUCUCAGAAGGCAAGCAAGUUAAAAGCUAGUAGCCUACGAAAAUCCACGAAGUCGCGCAAACCUGAGUAAUAACGAUUUACAGGACUGGACCAAAACCCCCCUGAGACAACGAGUGAGAGAGAGAGUAAAAGAAAGAAGCAGUAGAGAGAGGACACCCUGUACUCUGUGUGUCCCGUGCUCCUGGAAGAAGUUUCCUGUAGGCCCCAGAUCCAGGAUCAGCUGCCCAUCCUCCAAUCUCAAUCUUAAUCUCAGGAGGGAAGCACCCAACUGAAUUGAAAUCAGCAUCUAGAGGAUAACUUCCUCCUAAUCCUGGCGUUUCCUGGCGACAGGUGUUUUUGAUCUACUUCCAGGAUUAACGAGAGGAGCCACUGCUAAUAGGCUACCAUGCACCGCAUAAGGACUACGGUUGUUAGGCUACGGCCUAUCGCGGCCCCCCAGACAGCCAAGAGCCAAUCACAGGCCAGGUUGGCAGCUGUGGGAGGGGCUUUGAGGACGUUUCAGCCAAUGAGGAGUUACACUGCGUCGGUGUCCGCCGAGCCUUUUCUGAAUGGGACUAGUUCUAAUUAUGUGGAAGAGAUGUACUACGCGUGGCUGGAGAACCCUAGGAGUGUACACAAGUCAUGGGAUAUUUUCUUCCGGAAUGCCAACGCGGGGGCGCCACCAGGCGCAGCCUAUCAGAGCCCUCCUCCUCUGGGUGGUGCUGCUCUGGGAUUGGCUAACGCCCAGGCGAUGGUCGGGGUGCAACCUAACGUGGAGAAGCUGGUGGAGGACCAUCUGGCUGUACAGUCACUUGUACGAGCAUACCAGAUUCGGGGUCACCACGUGGCACAGCUGGACCCUCUGGGCAUCAUGGCUGCCAUCGACCCAGGCCCUCCCCCCUCUGACAUCAUCACCUCCAAUGACAAACUGGACCUCUCUGGGUAUAAAGAGCGCCUGUAUGAUCUUACUGCUGAAGAGUUCUAUGGUCUGGAUGAGUCCGACCUGGACAAGGUGUUCCGGCUCCCCACCACAACCUUUAUAGGGGGCAGCGAGAGCACUCUGCCCCUCCGAGAGAUCAUACAGCGCCUCGAGAUGGCGUACUGUCAGUCCAUUGGAGUAGAGUUCAUGUUCAUUAAUGACCUGGAGCAGUGCCAGUGGAUCAGACAGAAGUUUGAGAGGCCAGGCAUCAUGCAGUUCACCCUGGAGGAGAAGAGGACCCUGCUAGCCAGAAUGGUUCGAUCCACCAGGUUUGAGGAGUUCCUGCAGAGGAAAUGGUCAUCAGAGAAGCGUUUUGGCCUGGAGGGCUGUGAGUCUCUCAUCCCGGCCCUGAAGACCAUCAUCGACAAGUCCAGCAUGAACGGAGUGGAGAGCAUCAUCAUGGGCAUGCCUCACAGGGGGAGAUUGAAUGUGUUGGCUAAUGUGAUCCGUAAGGAGCUGGAUCAGAUCUUCUGUCAGUUUGACUCCAAGCUUGAGGCUGCAGAUGAGGGUUCUGGAGAUGUGAAGUACCACUUGGGGAUGUGGCACCGGAGGAUCAACCGGGUCACUGAUAGGAACAUCACACUGUCACUCAUGGCUAACCCUUCCCACCUGGAGGCUGUGGACCCCGUGGUGCAGGGCAAGACCAAGGCUGAGCAGUUCUACUGUGGAGACACAGGAGGCAACAGGGUAAUGUCCAUCCUGCUCCAUGGUGAUGCAGCGUUUGCAGGCCAAGGGGUUGUCUAUGAGACCUUCCACCUCUCUGACCUGCCCUCCUACACCACACAUGGCACUAUUCAUGUGGUGGUCAACAACCAGAUCGGUUUCACCACCGACCCCAGGGUGGCGAGGUCAUCCUCUUACCCUACAGAUGUGGCCAAGGUGGUCAACGCCCCCAUCUUCCAUGUCAACGCUGACGACCCCGAGGCUGUCAUGUACGUGUGUAAUGUCGCCGCCGAGUGGAGGGCAACCUUUCACAAGGACGUAGUCGUCGACCUGGUGUGUUACAGGCGUAACGGCCACAAUGAGAUGGACGAACCCAUGUUCACCCAGCCUCUGAUGUACAAGCAGAUCAAGAAGCAGAAAGGAGUCCUACAGAAAUACGCUGAGAAACUCAUAGCAGAGGGCGCUGUCACCAGACAGGAGUAUGAGGAGGAGAUUGCCAAGUAUGACAAGAUCUGCGAAGAGGCUCACGCUCGCUCCAAAGACGAGAAGAUUCUGCACAUCAAACACUGGCUAGACUCACCCUGGCCCGGUUUCUUCAACAUGGAUGGCCAGCCCAAGAGUAUGACCAGUCCGUCUACAGGCCUGCCUGAGGAGGAGCUGGAACACAUAGGACACAUUGCUUCAUCUGUCCCUGUGGAAGACUUCACCAUACAUGGAGGUCUGAGUCGUAUACUAAAGGGUCGUGCGGCGAUGGUGGGCCAGCGUGUGUGUGACUGGGCUCUAGGAGAGUACAUGGCCUUUGGCUCGCUGCUCAAGGAGGGAACACACAUUCGUCUCAGUGGACAGGACGUAGAGAGAGGAACCUUCAGCCACAGACACCAUGUUCUCCAUGACCAGAAUGUAGAUAAGAGGAUCUGUAUUCCCAUGAACCACAUCGCUCCUAACCAGGCUCCGUACACUGUCUGUAACAGCUCUCUGUCAGAGUACGGAGUAUUGGGUUUCGAACUGGGUUUUGCCAUGGCUAGUCCCAAUGCUCUGGUUCUGUGGGAGGCCCAGUUCGGGGACUUCCACAACACAGCCCAGUGUAUCAUAGACCAGUUCAUCUGCCCAGGACAGGCCAAGUGGGUCAGACAGAACGGAAUAGUCCUACUGCUACCCCAUGGCAUGGAAGGAAUGGGUCCAGAGCACUCGUCAGCCCGACCAGAGAGGUUCCUGCAGAUGUGUAAUGAAGACCCAGAUGCAUACCCUAAAUUCUCUGCUGAGGAGUUUGCUGUGCGUCAGCUGUAUGACUGUAACUGGAUCAUAGUCAACUGCUCUACACCAGCUAACUACUUCCACGUCCUCCGCAGACAAAUAUUACAGCCCUUCAGGAAGCCUCUGAUAGUCUUCACCCCCAAGUCUCUGCUGCGCCACCCUGACGCCAAGUCCAACUUUGACGACAUGCUGCCAGGUACCCACUUCCAGCGUCUGAUCCCAGACAGUGGUUCUGUGUGUGAGAACCCAGAUGGGGUGAAGAGGAUUGUGUUCUGUACUGGGAAGGUCUACUAUGAACUGACCCGAGAACGCAAGCACAGAGGCAUGGAUAAUACUGUGGCCAUUGCACGCAUAGAGCAGCUCUCUCCCUUCCCGUUUGACCAGGUGAAGGUGGAGACAGAUCUUUAUCCCAACGCUGACCUGGUGUGGUGCCAGGAAGAGCACAAGAACCAGGGUUACUAUGACUACGUCAAACCCCGCCUCCGCACCACCGUUGACCGCACCCGACCCGUUUGGUAUGCUGGUCGUGGGCCAGCAGCAGCUCCAGCUACAGGGAACAAAGCAGCUCACCUGGUGGAGUUACAACGCUUCCUAGAUACAGCUUUUAACCUGGACGCAUUCACUGGGCAGUCCUAACACGCUUAUACUAUAAUCCCUAUACCCCUCAAUCUCAACUCUGGACCUCCAAGCCAGUUCCACUGCGUUUUUUCAUUGUCCCCUCUAAUCAGGGACUGAUUUAGACCUGGGACACCAGGUGGGUGAUUCCCCUUGAAUCAGGGCCUGAUUUAGACCUGGGACACCAGGUGGGUGCAAUUAAUGAUCUGGUAGAACAGAAAAGCAGCAGGCUCCGGCCCUCGUAGUGUUAGGGUUGAGUACCACUGACCUAUACACCACACACUACCCUUACCUCACCUGCUGAAGUUACACUGCUUUUUAGUCAGGUUUUAACCUGGAUGUAUACACUUGAGACUUAUAGACUUGUAGACUUAUACCCUAGACUCUAACCCCAACACCCUUAAUCCUACUCUUAUCCCUAAACCAGCAUACACUGGAUUGUCUUAACACACUUACCCUGAACCCUCAUUCAGUUUCUCUAUAUUAUUUAUAUAUCAAGACACACUAUGAACUGUCUGCUAUGAAAGACCUUAGAUACAAUGAUACGCACAAUGACUGACCAUAGGUCCUCUUGCACUGUUGAGCAAUAUAGGCAAAUGUCCAUGUCGUUUGACAAUGGAUCCAUUUUAAGAGGAAUGUAUUCAACCAUACAAAUGCCCUCCAUUUUCCUCUCUCAUUUUCCUCUCUCACUACUCAUUCUCCAUUUUCCUCUCUCAUUUUCCUCUCUCACUACUCAUUCUCCAUUUUCCUCUCUCACUUUCUAUCUCUCACUACUCAUUCUCCAUUUUCCUCUCUCGCUUUCUAUCUCUCACUACUCAUUCUUCAUUUUCCUCUCACUUUCUAUCUCUCACUACUCAUUCUCCAUUUUCCUCUCUCACUUUCUAUCUCUCACUACUCAUUCUCCAUUUUCUCCAUUUUCCUCUCUCACUUUCUAUCUCUCACUACUCAUUCUCCAUUUUCUCCAUUUUCCUCUCUCACUUUCUAUCUCUCACUACUCAUUCUCCAUUUUCCUCUCUCACUUUCUAUCUCUCACUACUCAUUCUCCAUUUUCUCCAUGUUCUCUUCCUCUGCGUUUUAACCCUCUCAUGUAUUCUUCCCAUUCAUCAUCUCUUUCAUUCCCCUCUUAUUCUUUCUCUCUUCUUGACCACUCACCUCCUUCUCUUUUCUCCUCCUCCCUACUUUUCCCUCUCUUCCACCUCCUGUGCCAAAUGUAAACAAACUGUUGGGAGUUGAGAAAUUACUAUUAUAUUAUAUAAAAACAGUGUAUAAGCUUUGCUAGUAACUUAUGAAGAGACAAGGUAAAAAUGCCUACUGGUCUGGUGGGGAUCUCUUUCGGACUAAGUAUAGGAUUUAUUUAUUUUCGCAUAGUGUUCUGUUUGUUCUUUAAUCAUUUAUUCAUUCAAUAAAGACAUUGUUGGUGUCA
Oncorhynchus masou masou (cherry salmon) is the source of this 5271-nucleotide messenger RNA. Its product is annotated as 2-oxoglutarate dehydrogenase complex component E1-like. The record is from RefSeq and is a predicted model, not a curated record. Gene Ontology annotation, molecular function: oxoglutarate dehydrogenase (succinyl-transferring) activity; thiamine pyrophosphate binding. The coding region runs from base 744 to 3869 and encodes 1041 amino acids. NCBI's taxonomy places the organism in Eukaryota, Metazoa, Chordata, Actinopteri, Salmoniformes, Salmonidae. Gene Ontology annotation, cellular component: oxoglutarate dehydrogenase complex; mitochondrion. The transcript has 24 exons. Gene Ontology annotation, biological process: tricarboxylic acid cycle.